Messenger RNA from Diabrotica virgifera virgifera (western corn rootworm), 1230 nucleotides. RefSeq lists its product as uncharacterized. The transcript has 2 exons. The record is from RefSeq and is a predicted model, not a curated record. Lineage: Eukaryota; Metazoa; Arthropoda; Insecta; Coleoptera; Chrysomelidae. Bases 186 to 1157 code for a protein of 323 amino acids.
UACAAAAUGUUCAAAAAAGCAAGAUGGGUAAAUAUUGAAUUUUGUACAUGAUAUAGUGACCCAUAUGAUCAGAUGUAAACAAACUUUUUCCUUUUUUUAGAUAGUAAUUAAUUGAAUAGUUCGUUAAUAAUAUUACCAUGGUUAUUAAAUAAAUAAUAUACAUUAUUCAUUGGUUAUUUCAGAUCAUGUCUGAAGGUGGUAAAAAGGAGUGGACUACUGAAAAAAUUUGUACCCUCAUAGAUGCCUUGAGGGAACAUAGAAAUUUGUGGUACCCAAGGGAUGCCAACUAUAAAAAUAGGAUUGCAAAAGUGGAUUCACAUAAACAAAUUGCCCAAUUGUUUGACACCAAUUACCUGGAAAUAGCCAGAAAAAUAAAAAACAUAACGUCACAAUACCUACGUGAAAGAAGAAACUAUAAAAAAAUAAAAAAAUCUGGCGCGGGUCAGAAUUUUAUACCCAGGUGGUUUGGUUAUAACGCAAUGAGUUUUAUGCAUGAUAAAAAUAAACCAAGAAAAGGCGUUCAAAUCGGUGGAGAAUAUGAGGAAAGUGAAUCUUCAGAUGACGACCCUCAAACGGAGACCCAAAAUUCUGUUGACAUCCAUGACCUCGAGGAUGAACCUGAAAGAUCUAAAGUUGAAAACUCUGCUACACCAUUGGAAACUGACAAGUUUUGUAUGCAAAAUGCUUCAACCUCAAAUGCACCUGAAAAUGAGUUUACAUCAAAAAACCAACCCAAAAAGAAAACCAAUAGAAAUGUGGAGAAAGACAAUGAAAGUGAAAGCACACAAGUAUUUAAUAUGAUGAAAUCAGUAUAUGAAAAAAAAGAGCGUGAUGAAUAUGACGUAUUUGGAGAGAUGGUAGCUAAUAAUAUUAGAAGCUUAAAAACUGAAUACUCAAGGAUUACUGUGCAACAGCAGAUUACAAAUAUAUUGUUUGAUGCUCGCAGGUCCCACCUUCCACAAAGCAGUUGCACCCCAAUGCUUUCACCUUCCACACCGUCAUGGGCUGUCAUAUCUGACAAUUCAUCAGCAAGUGCAAUGUCAGGACAGAAAGUUCAAGUAAUUACUUUAAGCGAGACAAAUGAUUUCAACCCAAUACAAGGAGAGACAAGUAUUUUAAAAGAAGCUUUUUCAUCACUUUUUCAGGACAUUAAUUAAAAAAAUAUGUAUUAAAAGUAAGUUAAAAUGUAUUAAUUUCGUUUUUCUUCUUAAUAAUCAGAAAUAAAUAAAA